AUGCCGAUUGUUGACUGGGAUCGUUAUUUUCUCUCUGUGAUGCCUUUCUCUACUCACAAUUAUUUGAAGGGAAAUCCUGAGAUAGUGAUUACUGAAGUCAACUAUUUGCGUCAUUUAUAUAGAGAAACGUUUAGGUACACGUCGGCUUGGAGUAUGCAAAUUGGAAAGCGAUACGAGGAUAUCUAUCAAGAUUUCGUUCGUGAUCUCAUCGGAAAGAAAUCGAAAUCGCCAAGAUGGAAAGAUUGCUCAUCGGCUACGACAAACAGAAUGGCCUACGCUGCCGGCUCGUUGUAUGUUCGGAAUUUCUUCAACAAGGAGGCCAAGAAAACGACGAUGGAUAUGAUCGACGAUUUGCAAGAGGCUUUCUCGGCGAUGCUCGUUCAGAACGAUUGGAUGGAUCAGGGGACGAAAAAGGUGGCUCAAGAGAAAGCGUCAGCAAUGCUUCGUCUCAUCGGUUACCCAGAUUUCAUUUUGGAUGACGAGGAGCUCGACAAUUGGUUCAGAGAUCUCAACGUCGAGGACACGGAUACCUACUCGCAAAUGGUUGAGAAGAGCAUUCGAUGGGGAAUCAAUUUCGCCUACAAUCGCCUCUUGGAGCCAGUGAAACGCGACGAGUUCAGCACGAACGCGGCCGUUGUCAACGCUUUCUACUCGUCGAUUAAAAAUGCGAUCAUGUUCCCAGCCGGUAUCCUUCAAGCUCCAUUCUUUGAUGCUGAAUUUCCCAAAUCGUUAAACUAUGGAGGAAUCGGAGCCGUGAUUGGACAUGAGAUCACUCAUGGAUUCGAUGAUCAAGGAUCUCAAUUCGACAAGGACGGUAAUUUGAAGAAUUGGUGGGACGGGGCAACACGGGAGAAAUUCGAGGAACGAACACAGUGCAUCAUUGAUCAAUACGCAGCUCAAAUUGUGCCUGGGACGAGUGGUCUCCAUUUGAACGGAAAGCUCACCCAAGGAGAGAAUAUCGCCGACAAUGGAGGAGUCAAACAAGCGUACAAGGCCUACAAAAGAUAUCUGGAGAAGAAUGGGGCUGAGGCAACGAUCCCGGGGCUCGAAAAGUACACAAAUGAUCAAAUGUUCUUCAUUGGAUAUGCACAGACAUGGUGUAACAAGAUGACCCCAGAGGCAACAGUUCGGCUGAUUUUGACGGAUCCACACGCGCCGGGGAUGUUCCGAGUGAAUGUUGUCCUGCAGAAUCAGCCCGAGUUCUCGCAUGCUUUCAGCUGCCCUCCUGACGCCAAAAUGAAUCCACCAAAGCGGUGUGUGGUUUGGCAGGAUUUUUUUCACUUUAUAUAUCAU
Mesorhabditis belari is the source of this 1293-nucleotide messenger RNA. The record is from the annotation of a GenBank genome assembly. NCBI's taxonomy places the organism in Eukaryota, Metazoa, Nematoda, Chromadorea, Rhabditida, Rhabditidae.